AUGGGGAAAAAAAAGAGCAAGAGCCAAGUACGUUCUAAUGACACUAGUGGCGCUGCCGCUUCUUUCAAGAAGGCAACAUCUUUGCCACCUUUGGGGAAUAAGCUAGGUAGUGCAAGUUUCACAGCUAUAAACACACUAACAAAACCUGCAUUGUUCUCAUUUUACGACGAAGAUAUCACUAAGAAUGAAGGCGACGUCUAUGAUAAGACGUUGCUGUCCAAUGCUUCUCAGUUGGAAAUGGUUGCACCCCCUGACGCAGUGAAACACGAGAGAUCGCUGUAUGUGAAAAUAAUCAAUUUCAUUGCAGCAAUAUUUAUCCUCUUUAUAGCGGGGGUUCUUUUCCCCACGGUAUCAGAGUGCUUAUUUGAUAACGAUCAGCUGGCAAAAGGAGAUAUCGUAUCUUUUCUGCAACAUGGGUUAGCAUUAAAGAAUAAGUUUGUUUCGGACCCCAACGUGGUACCGGAUUGGGCUGUCUUUGGUAUUGAAGGUGUUAUCUUGGGGUCUAUAGUACCAUUCAUCGAUUGUUUUGUCAAGUGCCGUCGCCUUCCAAAUACUAGGUCAUCAAUGUAUAAGAACUCGUUGGGAUCAUUCAUUAGGUGUGCUAAUACCCUUUUAGGUAUAAUAUUUGGUAUUAGGAAAAUUGAAUGGUCUUCCUCCUUGCAGGCAGCUGGUGCAUGGAGCUUGUUGAAUAUCGUCUUGUGGUUGUUUUUUGAUGGCACCCUAACUGUCUUGAUUUCAGGUCUAGUCGUCGGUGCGAUUAGUGCAUUUAGUUGCACUCAAUAUGUCUCGCAAUUGUCGCAGACCUUAUAUUUUAUAGAUUUCUAUUUUUUUGGUUUUUUGAUGUUUAGCAAGUUGGGCAGAUAUUUAUUCGAUUAA
This is a messenger RNA of Saccharomyces eubayanus, 876 nucleotides long. It is a transcript of the gene NSG1, whose product is annotated as Nsg1p. The record is from RefSeq and is a predicted model, not a curated record. The transcript has a single exon. The coding region runs from base 1 to 876 and encodes 291 amino acids. Lineage: Eukaryota; Fungi; Ascomycota; Saccharomycetes; Saccharomycetales; Saccharomycetaceae. Gene Ontology annotation, biological process: sterol biosynthetic process. Gene Ontology annotation, cellular component: endoplasmic reticulum.